GAAUCGUGUUGAGGGCGGUGUAUAAAAACAAUAUUCGCUGCUGACUGAUGUUUUGUCCUACGAAGAAAUUGGUUAUAAUAUUAAUAAGUGAUGAUAAUGGAAGUUAAUUUGACUGUUCUGUUGAGGCUGUUGGUGACUGCUUUGUCAGUGGUUAUCUUUUUGUCUUGGACUGUUUGUGGCCUUGACAAUGGUCUUGCUCUUACUCCUCCGAUGGGCUGGUUGUCGUGGGGAAAAUUCAGAUGCAAAACAGAUUGCAGAAAAGAUCCAAGAAAUUGUCUAAGUGAGAAACUCUUCCAAGAAAUGGCGGAUACUCUAAUCUCCGAUGGUUACAAAGCCGCAGGGUAUGAAUAUAUAAACAUUGACGAUUGCUGGAUGUCUCGUAUGCGAGAUCGGGAGCAAAGGCUAUUCCCAGAUCCGCAACGAUUUCCUAAUGGAAUACAAGGCAUUGCAAAUUAUGUGCAUGAUCGUGGAUUGAAACUCGGUAUUUACAACACAUUUGGAAAAACUACCUGUAUGGGAUUUCCAGGGAGUCAGGGCUUCUUGGAACUGGAUGCCAAAACAUUUGCAGAGUGGCAAGUGGAUAUGCUAAAGAUGGAUGGUUGUUUCACACCUACCCAUCUUAUCCCAGAUGGGUAUAUGGAUAUGCAUAGGUUCUUGAAUGCUACAGGAAGACACAUUCUAUAUUCUUGUAGCUGGCCUUUCUAUCUAAGAGCUGAUGGAAAACAUCCUAACUAUAACCACAUUGCAAAAUAUUGCAAUAUUUGGCGCAACUCAAUGGAUAUUGAGGAUUCGUGGGAAAGCGUUCUGAAGAUAAUCGAUGACUUUGCUGCACAUCAGGAUGCACACAUACCGGCUGCUGGUCCCGGCCACUUCCAUGAUCCUGACAUGUUGGUUGUUGGCGGGUCUGGAUUGGAUUUGGCACAGAGCCAGACGCAGUUUGCAUUGUGGGCGAUCCUGGCAGCGCCUCUUCUGAUGGGUAAUGACUUACGGAGUGUUAAACCAGAGUUCCGCGAUGUUCUACUUAACACGGAUGUAAUAGCUGUUAAUCAAGAUCCGCUGGGAAGGAUGGGUCAGAAAAUAUUUACGGAUUCCGUUCGACGUGUGGAAGGUUGGAAACGGGAAUUAACCAAUGAAAAAUAUGCAAUUGUGUAUUUCAAUCGCAACACAAAAGAAGAAACUCUUUACAAGACCUCACUCACAGCAAUGCGAUUGCCACGGAACCAUACAUAUGAUCUUCGGGAUUUAUUUUUGAAGAAACAUUUUGGACAUUUCAAGGUCGAGGAGGAGUUUAAGAUUUCGAUCCCACCAAAUGGCGUCAGAAUGUUCAAAACUUCAUCCUGUUCACUUCCAAAGAAUUUUGUUCACGAUGGCUUGUAAUUUAAGUGGGUGGACACUUCUGUAUUUAUCUGUCAGAUUAAACAGACAAUAUCUAGGAAGAAUUUGAUAUCACUUGCAUAGGCUUGUGUCAGACUUGAUCGUACAAACCUUGUUUUUUUCUGUCUGUCAGACACUGAUCUACUGCAGAUCAGUGGCUUUCGGACCCCAUUGGAAAUAAGUCUGGUUUACAAGCACUAGACUUACAGGUCAUCCAAGCAUUCAAAUAAAUACAUCUCACUACAUAUUUUUGAUGUAUUUUCUCAUAAUUUUAAUGUAAUAUGUGACAUUGAAUUGAAUGCGAAAUAAAUUAAAUCAAAUUAAAUCUAAGGGUAUUGAAAUUUAGGGGGGAGUGGCGGGGAAAGAUGGGAGUGUGAAGGUGAGGGGUUGCUAGCUUUCAAAAUAAGGGGGUAUAGUGUGAGAUGAUUUUAUAAGUAGGCCUACUUGAAUAUAUUUUUUUUGCUUCAAAGGUUUCCAAUAGGGGGCACAUGCUCUUUUGUGGAAGACGUGCAUUCUCCCCCAUCCCCUUCCCUCUAAGCAAAAUGCACAAGCAAAGGACUGAAACCUCGUCCUCAAAGUUGGGAAAAUUAAUAUAGAAUCUGCAUAUUUUAAAUGUAUAAAUUAUUAUUUUAAUGUAAUCUAACUAGGCAAUAUUCACUGGUGCUUUCAUGUAUGUAUCUUCAAAAUGGCCACAAGGGUGUCCCCAUCCCAGGGUUAGAUGUACAAAAUAAAACAGUAUAUUUUUUAAUAAAAUUAAACUACGUCCAGAUUUAUUUGGGUUAAAAUCAAAGCAUGUGAUGAAUGGAAGUUAAUUGCUUAUAUUUUAAGUUAAGUCAUUAGCUUUUAACUGAAACGAAUAAUUAAGACCAUUAGCUAUAUGUUUGUGUA
Anneissia japonica is the source of this 2262-nucleotide messenger RNA. Its product is annotated as alpha-N-acetylgalactosaminidase-like. Gene Ontology annotation, biological process: oligosaccharide metabolic process; glycoside catabolic process; glycosylceramide catabolic process. Gene Ontology annotation, molecular function: alpha-galactosidase activity. Bases 91 to 1377 code for a protein of 428 amino acids. The record is from RefSeq and is a predicted model, not a curated record. Gene Ontology annotation, cellular component: cytoplasm. Lineage: Eukaryota; Metazoa; Echinodermata; Crinoidea; Comatulida; Comatulidae. The transcript has 8 exons.